UCGACGGCUGGCCGCAGAUAGAUAAAAUGGCUACCGGAAAACAAAGCGGCGGUGGUAGACCAACUCCGGCAUCACAAGCUAAUUACCCGAAUCAAACCGAUACGGAAAUGUCCACCUAUGACUGGAUACAAGAAGAAGGAGCUUAUACCCUUCUCUUUUCUCCUCCUCCUGGGUUUAAGAAGGAGCACUUAACGGUCACGCCUGAGUGUGUCCUCAAGAUUAAGGGAUGGCGCCCUACUGGCCCAAACAAAUGGACCUUUUUCAACAAGGAAUUCCCAAUUCCAAAGGACUGCAUCAUAGAAGAAAUUACUGCCAAGUUUGAGAGAGGAAUAGUUUCUGUUUCAAUGCCCAAGACUAUUAUUACAACCACCGUCACCACCACCACUACCACCGCUACUGCAUCUACUAUUAAUACUAUUGCUGAAGCCAUUAGCUCCAAAGUUGUAGCCCAAGCACCCCAGUCAGACACAUCUCCAAGCCCCCAGUCCCCUGGUAAUGCAUCUACUAUUAAUACUACUGCUCAAGCAAUUAGCUCCGAAGCUGCAGCCAAAGCACCCCAGUUAGGAACAUCUCCAAGUCCCCAAUCCCGUGGAGCUGACACAGGCCGUAUUAAUCCAAUGCCACAACGCGACGGUGGUAGAGCAACUCCGGCAUCACGAGCUAAUGACCCGAAUCAAGCCAAUACGGAAAUGUCCACCUCUGAAUGGAUAGAAGAAGAAGGCGCUUAUACUCUUCUUCUUUAUCCUCCUCAUGGGUUUAUGAAGGAGCACUUAACGGUCAGUGCUGAGGGUGUCCUCAAGAUUAAGGGACAGUGCUCUAUUGGCCCAAACCAAGGAAUCUCUUUCAACAGGGACUUUCCAAUUCCAAAGGACUGCAUCAUAAAAGAAAUCACUUCAAAGUUUGAGGGAGGAAAAGUCUAUGUUUCAAUGCCCAUGACUACUACUACUACCACCACCACCACCACCAUCACCGUUACUACGGGUACUACUACUAAUACGAAUACUAAUGCUGAACUCAUUACUGGUGGUGAAGAUAAAACCAAGGAAAUGAAUAAUUUGGGCGCCACAAAGACUACUAAUACUAUUACUCAAUCCAUUACCGGUGGUGAAGAUAAAACCAAGGAGAUGAAUAAUUCGAGCGCCACAAGGACUACUAAUACUAUUGCUCAACCCAUGACCAGUGAUGAAGAUAAAGCCAAGGAGAUGAAUAUUUCGGGCGCCGCAAGGACUACUAAUACUAUUGCUCAACCCAUUAUCGGUGGUGAAGAUAAAACCAAGGAGAUGAAUAAUUCUGAUGCCAUAAGGACUACUAAUACUAUUGCUCAACCCAUUAUCGGUGGUGAAGAUAAUACCAAGGAGAUGAAAAAUUCGGGCGCAACAAAGACUACUAAUACUAUUGCUCAACCCAUUACUGGUGGUGAAGAUAAAACUAAGGAGAUGAAUAAUUCGAGCGCCUCAAAGAUUACUAAUACUAUUGCUCAACCCAUAACUAGCGGUGAAGAUAAAACGAAGGAGAUGAAUAAUUCGAACGCCACCAAGAUUGCUAAUACCAUUGCUCAAUCCAUUACUGUUGGUGAAGAUAAAGUCAGGGAGAUGAAUAAUUCGAACUCCACAAAGAUUACUAAUACUAUUGCUCAACGCAUUGCUGGUGGUGAAGAUAAAACCAAGGAGAUGAAUAAUCUGGACGCCACAAAGAUUACUAAUACUAUUGCUCAACGCAUUGCUGGUGGUGAAGAUAAAACCAAGGAGAUGAAUAAUCUGGACGCCACAAAGGGAAGAGACACAAGAGAUGCAACAACUACUGGCAGAGCUUAUUCCCUCGCUUUGAGCUUGUUUGAUGUCCAUGGAAGAGAUGAUAGGCAGCCGUUGGUGAACAUGGGUGUGGCUAUGCUAGUAGCAGCAGCUGUUGGUGCUUUCCUCACCUAUUGUUCUACGUCCUCUGGAAGAGCCAGAAACUAGUUCUUUCUUCAGGAUAGAAAUGGCACUGAAUAACAUUAUUUGUAUUUGUACAGCAAUUGGUCAUGCACCCUGUGACGGUUGUCAAUUGGGACUUGUGAGGUGCUGAAGUCCAUGGCGUAAAUUAACCAAGGGCAUGUAAUAUUGAGCACUGUAUUCAUGUAUAGAAAAGGAUGGGGUACUGCUUAAAUAUUCAGAUUAGGCUAAAUCCAUGGUGUAAAUGUAUGACAAAUAAUUGCUCAAUUUAGU
Molecule: messenger RNA, 2204 nt
Organism: Malania oleifera
Lineage: Eukaryota; Viridiplantae; Streptophyta; Magnoliopsida; Santalales; Ximeniaceae
Exons: 3
Coding region: 27-1958 (643 amino acids)
Source: RefSeq, a predicted model, not a curated record